AUGACCGUCCCCAUCGCCAAGUCCUUCUACGACCUGAGUGCCACCUCCUUGCAGGGGGAGAAGGUGGAUUUCAACGUCUUCCGGGGCCGCGUGGUCCUCAUCGAGAACGUGGCGUCCCUCUGAGGCACCACGGUGCGGGACUACACCCAGCUCAACCAGCUGCAAGCCCGCUACCCCCGGCGGCUGGGCGUGCUGGGCUUCCCCUGCAACCAAUUUGGCUACCAGGAGAAUGGCACUAACGAGGAGAUCCUCAACAGCCUGAAGUAUGUGCGGCCAGGGGGUGGCUUCGAGCCUAACUUCACCCUCUUCCAGAAGUGUCAGGUGAAUGGGAAGGACACCCACCCCGUCUUCGCCUACCUGAAGGCUCACCUGCCCCAGCCGACUGAUGAGGCGGUAAACCUGAUGACCGAGCCCCGAUUCCUCAUAUGGAGCCCGGUACAGCGCUCCGACAUCUCCUGGAACUUUGAGAAGUUCCUGGUGGGUCCCGAAGGGGAACCUUUCCGGCGCUACAGCCCCCGCAUGCCCACCGCCCAGCUGGAGCCUGACAUCCAGCGUCUCCUCAAGCUGGCCAAGUAG
Tauraco erythrolophus (red-crested turaco) is the source of this 576-nucleotide messenger RNA. RefSeq names its product glutathione peroxidase 2 (gene GPX2). Gene Ontology annotation, biological process: response to oxidative stress. Gene Ontology annotation, molecular function: glutathione peroxidase activity. The record is from RefSeq and is a predicted model, not a curated record. Lineage: Eukaryota; Metazoa; Chordata; Aves; Musophagiformes; Musophagidae.